This is a messenger RNA of Stegostoma tigrinum, 11680 nucleotides long. RefSeq names its product unc-5 netrin receptor A (gene unc5a). Gene Ontology annotation, cellular component: membrane. NCBI's taxonomy places the organism in Eukaryota, Metazoa, Chordata, Chondrichthyes, Orectolobiformes, Stegostomatidae. Bases 243 to 2945 code for a protein of 900 amino acids. The record is from RefSeq and is a predicted model, not a curated record. Gene Ontology annotation, biological process: anterior/posterior axon guidance; netrin-activated signaling pathway. The transcript is spliced from 16 exons. Gene Ontology annotation, molecular function: netrin receptor activity; protein binding.
CUCGUUUAUACUCUGAAAAGAAAAUAAUUUAUUUUCCCCGUGUAAUGCAGGGGCGGUUAAGCGUGAAUCUGUGCGGCUCUGUUCUGACAAGCUGCUGAAUGUGUUAUACAUGUGUGUUGCCUGAUGGUGGUGAGGUGGGCAGGACAGUUUUAUUUGUCGAGAUUGUCCAGAAAUUACACUCCACACAGGAGAGUGCAGUUUAAAUUGUGGAGCACUGGGCGCGGAUACAACACUCAAACGGAAUGCCAUUGCCACGGGUUUUAUGCAAUAGCCUGCGAAUGAUAAACUUUCUCAUCUCAUCCACACUCUAUUUGCAAGCCGUCUGUCAAGAUGCAGAAUACACCAAAACACAGUUUGAAACUGUGGCUUCUUCAGAAUCCUUGCCUCAUUUUCUGGUUGAACCAGAGGAUGUGUACAUUGUAAAAAACAAACCUGUCACCUUGAUCUGCAAAGCAACACCAGCCACACAGAUUUACUUUAAGUGCAAUGGUGAAUGGGUGCAUCAGAUGAACCAUGUAACAGAAGAGACCAUAGAUAAAAUUACAGGACUCCCAGUACUACAAGUUCGAACUGAUAUUUCACGGCAGCAAGUAGAGAAGAUGUUUGGCUUAGAAGAAUAUUGGUGCCAGUGUGUGGCCUGGAGUACCACAGGCACUACUAAAAGCCAGAAAGCUUUUGUCCGCAUUGCAUAUCUACGGAAGAACUUUGAACAAGAACCAUUAGGGAAAGAAGUUCCAUUGGACCAAGAGGUUUUGCUCCAUUGUCGACCUCCAGAGGGUAUUCCGUCAGCAAAAGUGGAAUGGUUGAAGAAUGAAGAAGUGAUUGACCCAACUCUAGAUCCUAACUUCUACAUCACCAUGGACCACAAUUUGAUCAUCAAAGAAGCUCGUCUGUCUGACACAGCAAAUUACACGUGUGUGGCAAAGAAUAUAGUUGCCAGACGGAGAAGUGCAACUGCAGCUAUAACAACAUAUGUAAAUGGCGGCUGGUCUACUUGGUCAGAGUGGGAGUCCUGCAGCACUACCUGUGGUAAAGGAUGGCAGAAAAGGACACGCACCUGUACCAGCCCCAGCCCUCAGAAUGGUGGGUCAUUUUGUGAUGGACAGAACAGUCAAAAAAUUGCCUGUACCAUCUUAUGUCCAGUAGAUGGAAGUUGGACUGAAUGGAGCAAAUGGUCAGCGUGUGGAACAGAAUGCACACAUUGGAGAAACAGGGAAUGUUCAGAACCAGCACCAAGAAACGGUGGGAAGGAAUGUGAUGGACUUGUUAUGGAGUCAGAAAACUGCACAAAUGGUUUAUGUCCACAAGCUUCAACAGUACCUGGUGAUGUUGCACUGUACAGCGGUGUUGUGGCCGUAGCUGUAUGUCUAACUUUACUGCUGGUUGUGGUAAUCCUCGUGUAUCGAAAGAAACAACAAGAUUUUGAUUCUGAUGUAACUGACUCUUCAAUUUUAACAACAGGAUUUCAACCUGUGAACAUUAAAACACCAAAACAAGAUAACUCCCAUUUGCUUACAAUUCAGCCUGACCUCACAAGCACAUCAGCAUAUCAAGGCUCAAUCCGUUCACGACAGGAUAUCUCAGACAAGAUUCCAAUGACUAACUCUCCCCUUCUGGACCGACUUGCCAAUGAACGAAAUACAUUACGCAAUGGUACAGUACAUUCUGACACUUCAAACCUUAUGGCAAGACUCUCAAUGCAGAUGAACAACAAAUCAUUAUUGAGGGAUGCUUCAAAUACCGCAUUUGGAACAUUUAAUUUUUUAGGUGGCCGCCUUACCAUUCCAAACAGAGGGAUUAGUUUACUAAUUCCACCAGAAGCUAUUCCUCGAGGCAAGAUCUAUGAACUAUAUCUUACAGUUCACAAAAGAGAAGAUUUGAGGUUACCUCUAGCAGGAUGCCAGACCCUGCUCAGCCCAGUUGUAAGCUGUGGGCCGCCAGGUGUCCUGCUCACUGGGCCAGUCAUCCUUAGCAUUCAACAUUGUGCAGAAGGAAAUCUGGAGAACUGGUCUAUAAGGCUGAAGAAACAAUCGCCUCAAGGAAACUGGGAGGAAGUGUUACAUCUAGGGAAAGAAAUUCCUUCCAAUCCUUAUUAUUGCCAGCUUGAUGGUCAAAUGUCCCAUAUAUUUACUGAGACACUGGGCAAAUACACCCUAGUUGGUGAAUCACAGAAUGUGACUGCAGCAAAACGCCUGAGGCUUGUUCUGUUUGCACCAGGAAUAUGUACAUCACUGGAGUACAGCAUACGGGUCUAUUGUCUGGAAGAUACUCAAAAUGCAUUUAAGGAAGUGAUGCAACUGGAGAAACACCUUGGAGGGCAACUGUUAGAUGAGCCGAAGGUUCUUCACUUUAAAGACAGCUAUCAUAACUUACGACUUUCUAUACAUGAUAUCCAAAAAUCUCUCUGGACAAGUAAGCUGCUGGACAGCUAUCAGGAAAUUCCAUUUUAUCACAUUUGGAAUGGCUGUCAAAGAAACCUGCAUUGUACCUUCACUCUGGAACGAUACAGUCUGUCCACAACUGAACUUAAUGGUAAAAUUUGGGUUUGGCAAGUUGAAGGAGAAGGGCAAAGUUUUCACAUUCAUUUCAACUUUCUGAAGGAUGUGAAGCAGGCAGACUUUCAAUAUAUGGAGCCAAACCAUUGUGGCACAUCUUUAGCAGGACCUUGUGCGUUUAAAAUUCCUUAUCUGAUCCGACAGAAGAUUUGUAGCAGUCUGGAUAUUCCAAAUUCAAGAGGAAGCGACUGGAGAAUGCUGGCAUAUAAAUUGAAAUUAGACCGGUAUCUGACUUACUUUGCAUCUAAAGCUAGUCCAACCUCCGUGAUUCUUGAUUUAUGGGAAGCUCAGCACUUUCAUAACGGCAACCUGAACCAUCUUGCCAUGAUCAUGGCAGAAAUGGGAAAACAAGAACCAAUGAUAUUUGUUGUGUCAGAAGCAGAAUGCUGAGUUGGUUGGAAAAUGUUAUUGACCUGUUUUGAAAAUUCAUUUUUUGAGAACAUUCAUUUAGAAUUCACCGAAGUCUUGCUUAAGCAGUAAUCAAUUCAUCCUAAACAAGAUUAAUAUAUUUUCGGUGAAUUAAGCCUUCUAUGUAGAUUUGCUAAUUUUGUGAACAAAUAUUCACGAAUGAAUUUGAUUUUGUAUUGUUAAGUAUGUUCAUUACUUCAAAACAAAACUUCAAUAGCAUUUCUAUUUGACUCUUUAAGGCUCAUAUGAUAAACAUACAAAUUGAAGUGACACAGAGCAAAAUGAUAAAGAAAUGCUAGAGCCAAUCCUUACCCUGUUGUUAAAUUAACAAAUUUCAGUUGCAGUAAAACAUCACAAACCUAAUCUAGAGAAUGGAAACAUCAGCCAAGGUGCCGACUCUUGAUUAGCUAAUUAAACUUGCUUUCCACACAAAAACUUCUAGCAAUUAAAGGCAAGAUUGACUAAGCUAGUAUUACGCCAUAGUCAAAUAUUCCACAAAUAAGAAUUGGCAUUUUGUUGAGCUGAUGGAAUAAUUCUAUACAAACUCAAGACAAUAAUUAAAAAUUAUUGAAGGGUAUCUUCAGCAUCAUUAUCUGGCUGAAAUGGUGCAGCAGAUAAUAAGCAGUUGGUGAACACCCCUAAUUUUUGAGAAUCAUAUUCAAAAUCUUCACUAAGAUGUUCUAUAUCCAACUUUAUGACAUCAGCCAACUUACCUUUUGUUUCUGCCGAUCUGUUGCAGGACCUACCAUUCAUGCUCUAUUCUGGACUAUUCUAAAACACCCCUCACUGAUCCCUUAUGUUUUCCUUAUAUGAACAUGAGGUAAUCUAAAAUUCUGUCUGUGUCACUGCUUGUGUCAAGUCCUGUUCUUUGAUCACCCUUGUGCUCACUGAUCUUCAUUUGGCUCCUGGCCUAACAAUAUCCUGACUUUACUAUUCCCAUUCUUGUUUUCAAAUCAUUCCCAUGAACUCACAUGUUCCCGUCCCUAUCUCCUCUAGUCCUACAAGACUGAGGUAGGGUGCUGGUCUAAUUCUGGCCUCUUGGGCAUCACAGAUUAUAAUUGAUUUGCCAUUAAUGGCCAUAAACUCUAGCAUACCCACCCCACACGUCUCAAAAUAUGUAUUACAGUUUUCUCCUUGAAGAUACUCUUUAAAGUAUAUAUGUUUGCCCAAGCAUUUGUCAUCUGACCUGAUAUCUCCUUGGUGUCAUACUUGGUUUUAUGAUCGUCCUGUGAAGUUUCUUAGAAUGUUAUCAACACAAUACAAAUGUAGGUUGUUGUUGCUGUUGUUCAAUGUUGCAUAGGCAAUCUAUCCUUUCAGUUAAUAGUUUGGAUAGUGAAGGUGAAAAUGACUUCUAGAGUUAUUGCCAAUUGCAAGGUUGGUAAUCUAAUGUGUUCAAAAAGGUCAAUAUGUCUUUUUUUUUACCAAAUGUACUUUAAAACAAGCAUAUGCCAUGCUAUCAAUAGUUAUCUCAGUAUUUUUUUGACCAUCUCAGUAAAAUUUAUAUGGCAUUUCAAAUUAAGCUUAUUUUCCUGUGAACAUGCAGUGACAAAACAGCACGUGUAUUCAGGACAGUCAAUUUUCAGUGUAAGAGAUCAAGGACACUAUAAGUGAACUAUGAGGAAGGGUCACCAGACUCGAAGCAUUAACUCUGAUUUUUUUUCUUCCGAGAUGCUGCCAGACUUGCUGAGCUUUUCCUGCAAUUUCUGUUUUUAUAAGUUAACUAUGUGUACAACUAUAGAGUACACCAAAAUUUCCUCAGUAUUUUGGAUUCAAUUUUGGAAAACCCUCACUAAAGCCCUCUGGUAGUAAUGCUGCCCAACCUAAAUGGAAAACCACAGAGUGCACAAAUGUCCUGAAACAAAGACUGAGAAAGCUGGUGAAAUUCAGUAAUUCUGGCAGCAUCUGUGAAAAGAGAAACAAGAGUUAAAGUUUGGAGUCUUGAAAACAAAAAUUGCUGGAAAAUCUCAGCAGAUCUGGCAGCAUCUGUGAAGAGAGAUCAGAAUUAACAUUUUGGGUCAAGUGAGUCUUCCUCAGAACUAAUGAAAGCUAGGAAAAUGUCAGUUUUCUCUUGACAGAUGCUGCUAGACCUGAGUUUUUCCAGAAAUUUGUGUUUUUGUUUCUGAAUUACAGCAUCUGCAGUCCUUUCAGUUUUUAUGACUCAAGUUUGGUUCUGAAGAAGAAUCAUGCCAAGUUGAAAUGUAACUCUGCUUCUGUUUCCACAGAUGCUGCCAGACCUACUGAGUUUCUCCGUCAUUCUGUUUGUUUCAGAUUUCCAGCAUCUGCAGUAUUUUCUUUUUACACAAUAUUCUGAAUUUAUGGAAAUCAUAAACAGUUUUUCAAAUUUUUACCUAAACAUAGCCAGAGCUACAGUAAUACUUCUCCUUUAUGGCAAUUCUAAGUUCAUUUGAUUUUAUUUUAUUCUCACUUAAACCAACCAUAUAUUUUCUGUAUUAUUGUUUUAUUUAGAUCUAAUGACUUUUUUUUGUUUCUAACACUUUUUGGUAUGUUUUGUUCACUGAACCUCAGAAAAAGUUAUAUAUUUGUAUUUGGUUCCUUUAAAAAUAAUGGAUAGAUAUCAACAGGAUAUGACACAGAGAAAGGGAAUGGCCCAAGGAAGAAUUUUUUUAUGAAUGUGGAAUUAGAUCUGCAUUCUGGAAUUUUAAAAUUAUACAUUGAUGUUAAUUGGAAAUACAAUGAAUUGACUUUAUUUUAGAAUGUUUUGGAUCAUUUUGUUUGGAAUGUUGCUUGUGAUUGGAUGUUGUGGAUUGUCUAAGCUCUCAAGAUGGAAUUUGUCAGUGUUUUCAGAGCAGGUUGUUAGACAUGGGUUCAUUUGAAGUCUCCUCAGUAAGAAAGAAGUUUUUAAUAUUUCUCUUCCAUCUUUAUGACUACAUGCAGAAACCAGGCAGAGAUUAGCAGAAUGAGAGUCCAUUCCAUUCAUCUUCACAGUGAUUCUUAGACACCAAAAUUACAAGAACAAAAUACACGCAUCAAACAAGAUUCGGGUUAACCUUAAAUUUAUUAAACCAUCAAAACUAUGUGCAAACACUUUAUGAUAUGAAUGCCACUUACAAUCAUUAAUAUAGUUUUUUGAUACCACUGUUAAUUGUAGGCCUGGAUUGAGAGAUGGCUGAUCUUUCUCCUCUCCUCCUGACUGUAAUGAUUACCCAUUGAUGCUUGGUUACAGUGUCCCAGCCAAACUAUCAUUUAUAUGGGCCUCAGGGAUGGAUUCUGGCAACAGCCUGUUGGAUUGCCUGUUUUUUAUUACAAGCUUCUCUAUCCUGGCUUUUAAUGUCCUGACUUGUGCAGUACUGCAAGAGCAAUGACAAUACACUUUCGCAACCACUGCUGUUCGCAGCAAAAAGCUAUGUGAUUCCUCUCCCAGUGAUGAGCUCACUGCCAACUCUGUUGUUCCUGAUCCUUCCAUUCUUGACAGAAACUGAUUGUGGGUCAUUGUGGCAGUUAACUUGUAUUAAUUUGUUAUUAAUGUUCUCCAAACUGGUCAUAAGUUAGAGUUUCAGUAGGCUCAUUUACAUUUGCAUUGAGGUUAACCAUUCCAUGUACUUCAAAGGUUCAAAGAGCUGUAUAAUUGUGAUAAUGUUGAAUUAAUAUGGCAUGGCAGGAUCUGUACUCUAUUGAGUGCCUUUGUCCAUUAGGUUUAUGCUGUUUUUGACAUUCUGACAAAUGACCAUUAUAUUCUCAAGAGAUAUUGAUUCAACCCUUAAAUAAGAAGAUGGCUAUAAGUAUUGGCACAGUCUGCCAAUUGCGCUAUUUCAGGAAGUUUUGGACAAUUUGAUAGAAGCUAUAGAGUUUAUUUUAAUUAAUUUCUUCCUGUCAGGAAUAAGGAGAGCCUCUGCCAAUACUGAACAUUUUUUUGACUAAACUGAUAGAGACUUCAUAAUUUGCUUUCAAUCAGGAGCCUAUGAUACAACUAGGACCAUUAUUAAUGUGAAAUCAUCGAGGUUGUGCCCAGUGCCUGACCCAACAGUAAAACCUAGACAGCCUGGUCUCUUGGAUGCAUUGAAGUAGUACUGAAAUGAACAUUCAGCUGUUGGACUUUUGUUUUAUUUAGAUCAAAUGACUUAUUUUUUGUUUCUAACAUUUUUUUGGUAUGUUUUGUUCACUGAACCUCAGAAAAAGUUAUAUAUUUGUAUUUGGUUCCUUUAAAAACUGGAGUAUGGGAAACAGGAGUAGCAAUAAUAUGUAACAUAAUGGUCCAGAUUCCUCACGUUGACAUUUGCUCCCAUUCUAGAAACAUUGUCUUUUCUAUCCAAAUGCAUAACUAAAACCUCCAGUGUUAUAACUGUAAACUUGGACUUGUGCAGCUCUGACAUUCAGCCAGCAUCAUUAGAGGAGGCCUGUAGGCAUUUUCCUUGCACUGAGCAUAGAAUUUGUUUAAAGAGAAUCAGGUUGCCUUUAAGAGAAACGUACUGGUUGCACACGUAUUGCCUCUUGGUCUCUUGUUGAGUGCUAUGCAGCUCAAGUGCAAACAUCAAAGUGUUUUUGUUUUUUUUGUUCUUUAGCUCCAGCCACAUCAAUUUUGUCCUUGGAACUCUCUGGAACAUUCUCUUUUUCCAACACUGUCAUGUUCUCCUUUGCUACCACCACUUCUCCUUUCUUAUUUUAUUCAAAUGUGUUAUAUCAAUAAUUCUUAGCACACUGUCCUGAGAGCCAGACCUCUCUCAUACACAUAUCACCAUAAUUCCACAUAGCAAUCUGCAUCUGUAAACCACAAAUCUUAUUUACUACCUUCUGUGCAUUUAUAUGUAUGCUGGAACAUGAACUGUGGUUCUCUAUUCCAGUGUUAACUGUCUUUCACAGUAUUUUGUGCACCUUAAUAUUCACUGUUGAUAUGCUUUCCUGAUUCUCUUGUUCCCAAACCCUUGCUGAUUUUGUUUAGACCCUGGCCAUAACUACCAUUGAAACCGUUUGCAUGGAAUCUGAUCUGUGUUCUGUUCAGACACAAACCAUUUGGCUUGCACUGAUACCAUCUCCUCUGGGUCCAGUCCCAGUGUCCCCAGAAUUUAAGGCCCUCUCUUCCACACUAUCAUUUCAAUCACUCAUUCAUCUGUCUUAUUUUUUGUGCUCUCUUGUGCAUGGGGUUCUUAUUUUGAGUUCUUGCUCGCUAAUUUUCUACCUAGCUCCAUAAAUUCUGAUUAUAGGACCACAUACCCUAACCCUCCCAUUCCAAUCUAUGUUGUUAAUAAUAAUGUGAACCACAAUUAUCGUCCAGCUGAUCACUUUUCCACAGAGGAGAAAAAAUCCUUUAGCCACUCUGGAGCAUCUUUGACCUUGGCACCAUAGAGACAAUAUACCAUGCUGGAGUCACAUCUAUGUUCACAGAAAUGCCAUUUCCCUAACUAACAAAUCUUCCAAAACGUCAACCACUUGACUAGCUUCAUUCCCUUGGAUUAGGUCUAACACUGCCCAUCUUCUAGUCAGUCUAUCUACAUACUGGCACAAAAACUCUCCUGAAUGCCUUUCAAAAAUUCCACCCUGUCUAAUCCUUUCACACUAAGGCAAUCAUAGUUAUUGUUAGCAAAGUUGAACUGCCCUACAACUAUAACCCUGUUUCUUUUUCUCACUUUUCUGUGAUCUAUCUACAUAUAGUCAUAGAGUCCUACAGCAAGGAGACACGCCCUUUGGCCCAAACUGGUCCAUGCUGACCAACAUGUCCUCCACACUAACCCUAUUUCCCCGCACUUGGCCCAUAUCCUUCUAAACAUCUCAUAUCCAUGUAUUGUCCAAAUGCCUUUUAAAUGUUGUUAAUUUACCUGCCUCAAACACUUCUGCUAACAGCUCAUUCCAUAUGCAUAUCACCGUUUGUUUAAAAAUGUUGCUCUUCAGGUUCCCAUGUACUCCUUCCCCUCUUACCUUAAACUGAUGCCCUAUAGUCCUCAAUUCCCCAGCUCUGGGGAAAAGAUUGAUUGCAUUCACCCUAUUAAUGCCUCUCAUGAUCUUAUAUAUUUGUAUAAAUCCCCCCUCAGUCUCCUAUGCUCGAAAGAAACAAGUCCUAGCUUCUUCAACCAUUCCCUAUAACUCAGAACCUUAAGUCCUGGCAACUUCCAUGUAAAUUUCUUCUGCAUUUUUCCAUUUUAAUAAAAUCCUUCCUAUAGUAAGUUGAUCAAAACUGAACACAAUACUCCAAGUGUGGCCUCACCAACGUCCUUUACAAUUGCAAAAUAAUUCACAAGUUCUAUACUCAAUGUGGUGACUGAUGAAGGCCAGUAUGCCAAAAGCCUUUUUCAUUGCCCUGUCUAGCUGUGACUCCACUUUCAGAGAACAGCGCACCUGAACUCCAAGAUCGCUCUGUUUCACUACACCCCUUAAAGCCCUACCAUUCACCAUGAAACUCCUAUCUUGAUUUGACGUUCCAAAAUGCAACACCACACACAUCUUUAAUGAACUCAAUUAACCAUUUCUCUGCCCACUUCUCCAGCUGAUCAAGAUCCUGCUACAACUUCUGAUAACCUUCCUCACUGUCCACAAUAUCACCUAUUUUAGUGUUGUCUGCAAUGUAUCUGCUCCUCUAUCUCCCUGUCACUGUUGGGAGGCCUGUAAUGUAAUCCCAGCAAGGUAAUUGCCCCUUUUUUCUCUCUCUCUCACCAAGUGGACUCCUUUGAAGACCAUUCUGGGAUGUCGUCCCUUAAGAUGGCAAUGAUGGUUUCCUUUAUAAAUACUGCAAUGCCCAUCUCUCUUACUUGCACUGACUCAUAAAUUAGGCCAGUGAACCUUUUUGUUAAUUUCCCCUUUGGAGGUAUAUAACUGAUUCACAUUUGAUAAUUGCAAAUCAAUCUACUCCAUUAUGCUUUCAGCCAGAACAUUCCAGAUACCAGCUUGUUGUAUUUUAAACAAAAAAAAAUCUCACUUUGACUCUUUUUGCCAAUUUUUAGUUUUUUUUAUCAACUUACUGAAUAUUUCAUCUGUGAAAAUGUAUUAUUAUGUUUUUCAAAAUAUGGGAAUGAUAUAGGGACCUGAUUAGUAUUUCACAUCCAAUGCUUCAUUAGUUUAAUCAUGUUGAACAUGGAAAAGCAGUACAGUUUGAUGGAGUCUCAUUUUUUAAAUGUUCUUUGGUUGCAUUAGCAUGGUUUAUGUUAAAGGAUUGCAUGGUCACAAACAUGCUUGUCAAAACAAUUGUAGCCCAACACCUGUUACACUACUGGUCAAUCACUCAAAGUUGAAUCAGCCUUUAGAUAACAGUGUAUUAAAACAAUUUUAAUACUUAAAAAUCACAACAGAAAUUGUUUAGAAAAUGUAAUGAAACAUCUAACAACAUAUGGUAAUGAUUAACUCUGCAUUGUUCACAUUAACAAUCACUGCACAUUUAGUGUACACAAAAACUGCUUUGUAAUAACUAUUAUAAAUUGCAGGGUUUGGGUCAGCAGUAAAUUACCAUUUCUUAUUCCUUUCCCUUUUACAUGCCUCCUCCCAUCCCGCAAAAACGUGCUAAGCAGUAUAGCCACUCUAUGUUGAAAAAGUAAUUUAGUAGAUGGGUGGUUUUACAAAUUGUAAAUUUUUUGCGAUGGAAUCGCUUACAUAAUAGAAGGCUUUUGCUGGAAGGUCUUGGGAAUACAUGUUUUGUAGUGUUAUUGUAGUAAAUUUUACAACUGUGAGGAUUAUUAAGAUGUGUGUUAUUAUUUUUGACGUAGUUCUUUGCCGCUUGCUGUCAUUUGCUGUAUAUGAUGUAAAAAUGCUACAGAAGUACAAAAGCAUUUCAUGUAAAUUAUCAUUGCAACAAUGCCUUUAAAUAGAAUUCUUUGUAUUAAAAAUGUUCGAGACAAAUGCUUACAUUGUUUCAACAGUACCAUUUUAUACUACUUACUAUGUAUUAAGUGUAUAUCCUUUUUAAUUAACCCUUUGAAGAUGACAUUACAACACCAAAACAGUAAUAAAAUCCACUUUAUUUUAAGGCUACAGGGUACAAAACAUUCUAUCCAAUCUUUAUAGGUUUUAAGUGAAGCACUAAAAAUAUCUCCAGUAUUCAAAGAGUUAAUUAACAUUGCAUUGUUUCAUCAUAUUCUAUAGUAAUGUAUACUCUGUUUUCAGUUUAAUCCAAAUCUUCAAAAGUUGACUGUAUGCACUGGGUACUCCAAUUAGUGUCCAUUCUCCAUUGAGCCUGCUUUAAAUUAAUUUCUGUGUUUGUGCACUUUCAUGAUGUGUAGAAAAUUAACAAGAAACAACAGCUGAGCAUUUUAGAUUGUUACCAAUACACCAAAAGCCUUCACAAAGCAAUUUGAGGCUGAUAAAGCAAGUUUAUGUUUAAGUGUUAACCAAUAAUGUAAAUUUUGGUUGCAAGAAGUAAAAUUGCAUUUUAUUCAUGAAAUCAUAAGAAAUAGUCAAUAUAUUUUACUUAGGACUUAUAUUUUUCUUGUUUUGGCUUAUGGUUCUGUAUCUUUGUGCUGAGAAAUCUUAUUGCUGUUUUCAAUAUAACUGUUUUUAAACCCAAGUUACUGUUUAUAAUGCUAUAUAGUUAAACUUCAAAGAAUCCACUGGUAAUAAGAAAUCAAUGUUUUUCCACAUGCAUUUUGUUGUCCAGCUGUUGUGAAAACUACGUUGCAUUUUAGAUCACAGACCGAGUACAGUACUUUGAAUUAAUUUGGAAUACAGCAGUCUGUAGAUGUUCUAUUUUGAAAAGUAAUUCUGAAGUGCUUUCAAAUAUAUUGGCCUUAUGUAUAUAUUCAUCCACUACGGUAAAUUUAUGUAUGUAAUUUAACCCAAGA